Pterocles gutturalis (yellow-throated sandgrouse) is the source of this 598-nucleotide messenger RNA. It is a transcript of the gene TPRG1L, whose product is annotated as tumor protein p63 regulated 1-like. Gene Ontology annotation, cellular component: cytoplasm; synaptic vesicle. The annotation marks the transcript as partial. Lineage: Eukaryota; Metazoa; Chordata; Aves; Pterocliformes; Pteroclidae. The transcript is spliced from 3 exons. The record is from RefSeq and is a predicted model, not a curated record.
CCAGCAAUCAAAACUGAUAAAGUUCAGUUGUGUUGUCUUACCAGGAUUGAUCACUGGAACAACGAGAAGGAGCGUCUCGUCCUCAUCACAGAUUGGUCCCUCCUCAUCUGCAAAUACAACUUCAUCAGCCUGCAGUGCCAGCACGUGACGAGGAUCUCCCUCGGUGCCGUCGACACCAUCUCUGUGGGAGAGUUUGAGUUCCCAGCUAAAUCUCUGAACAAGCGGGAAGGCGUUGGCAUCCGAAUUCAGUGGGACAAGCAAAGUCGCGCCUCCUUCAUCAACAGAUGGAACCCGUGGUCCACGAACAUCCCCUACGUCACCUUCACCGAACAUCCCAUGGCAGAUGCUGAUGAGAAGAUCGCAUCCCUUUGCCUGCUGGAAAACUUUAAAACUCAGCUAAUCCAAGCUGUGAAGAAAGCCCAUAAGGAGCAUCCGCUGCCGGGAAGGGCUAACGGCGUGCUGGUGCUGGAGCGUCCUCUUCUGAUCGAGACCUACCUGGGGUUGAUGUCCUUCAUCAACAACGAGGCCAAACUUGGCUACUCCAUGACAAGAGGCAAAAUUGGAUUUUAAAAUCCACAGCAUUUAAUCUUUUCAAGGG